AUGGACAGAGGACAAACUCAGGGAGAGAGAAAGAGGGCAGAGGAAGAGAGCACCGAAGGAGCAUCCACUUCUUCACUCGUUUCUCCAAAAGCCACAGGUGUAGGUAGCGGUCCAUAUGACGUGUUCUUGAGCUUUAGAGGCUUGGAUACUCGCAAUACAUUCACCGAUCACCUCUAUCACAGUCUAAUCAAGGCAGGGACUGUACCGUUUUGCGUGUUCAGGGAUGAGAACAACAUCCCAAUUGGUGAGAAAUUUGAUUCAGAGAUUUUCAAUGCCAUUGUACAGUCUAAGAUUUCGAUUCCCAUCAUCUCCGAAAAUUAUGCUUCGAGCAAAUGGUGCCUCCGCGAGCUUGUUCAUAUCAUGGACCGUAAGAAGAGCGCAUCACACAUAGUGUUGCCUAUAUUUUACAAAGUUGCCCCAUCAGAUGUGCGGCAUCUAAAAGGAAAUUUUGGAAAUGCCUUCCAUUCGAGUCGGAAGCAUUUUGAUGAGAAGGAUAUCCAGGAAGGACAACGAGCACUUAAUGAAGUUAGUUACUUAAAUGGAUGGGAAUCUCAAAAAAUUGCGGACGGGCAUGAGGGAAAAUUAAUAGAACGUGUGGUUGAAACUGUUAUAAGCAAGUUACGGGAAGAUUUUCAGCUAGAUGUGCCUGAGCAACUAGUUGGACUUGAUGAUCGUAUGAAGGAAAUUAUGAAUUGGAUCGACAAUCCUUCCAUCAAUGCUCGAAUGAUUGGAAUUUAUGGCAUGGGUGGGAUAGGCAAGACAACUCUUGCCAAGUGCAUCUACAAUCAACUCUCAAAUAAAUUUGUGCAUGUAGCUUCCUUCCAGAUGUUCGAGAAACUACCAGGCGCCAUGGAAGUAUGA
Eucalyptus grandis is the source of this 861-nucleotide messenger RNA. RefSeq names its product disease resistance protein RPV1-like. The transcript has 3 exons. Gene Ontology annotation, molecular function: ADP binding. Lineage: Eukaryota; Viridiplantae; Streptophyta; Magnoliopsida; Myrtales; Myrtaceae. The coding region runs from base 1 to 861 and encodes 286 amino acids. The record is from RefSeq and is a predicted model, not a curated record. Gene Ontology annotation, biological process: signal transduction; defense response.